AUGAAUGCGCUCCGCCAGAAAUGCCGACCGAAACAUCAGGUUUUGAUCCUGAAGUGCUACCCUAAACUGCCCAAGAACCCGGCAGGCAAUGCGAGCGAGGCAAAGCCGAAUGGCAGCGAACUCAGCUACCUGGUCUACUACGCGUCGAGUCGCCGAGCCAAACUCACAAAGGUUGGCAGUUUCCUGGAGAAGCGGACCGCCUCAGAUGUGUACAAGGGCAGGAUAGGAGCGGUCCACGUCACAUUAGGAAUCCUUACCGCCUUUCUCAACUCGUCCAGCAUCUCCUCGGUCGACACAUUNCCCCUGUUGGCGCCUCAUGUUCUCACCAUCCUACAAGAAGUCCUGGGCCACUCCAACGACACGGGUCUGAUUGAAGCAUGUCUCCCUGUAUGGGACGCCUUCUGUCGUGACCAGGACCAUGCUACGCUCGCCGCCGACGUCGAGUAUCGCCAACAAUUUGCCGACGUGGUCAAGAGAUGGACAACAUAUGCCGACAAGACAAACAAGGAGGCUGGUGGGUCUAGCGAUGCUCUCAAGCUACGCAAGGCUGGUCUCGAGGCACUGCGCAGUAUUGCCAAAGCCCAGGCCCUUGCCAGCGAGCCAGGCCGACAGAUCCCCGUCUUCUUACCUGCCGUGCUCCGCAACCUGUAUUCGCAAGAUGCCGCGUACCUGACCGCCCUCGACGAACGACUGAACGAGCAAAAGAAUGCGCAGCAAGCACUGCGUCCCAGCAUGCAGACCAUCCGCAGUACAAACACAAAGGAAGAAGGAGACCCGCGCGCUGCUGGAGGCACUGCUCAAGAGGCCGAUCGCUAUGCCGAGGAAGAGGCUGGUAUACUGGCUUUGCAAUGCUUCAAGGCUCUGUUCGAUGUCGACAACCGUGUCCAAGUGCGCAUGGCUACUUUGAGCAUGCUUGAGUACAUCUCUCAACACAACUCGGGUCAUGCAUGGUCAGUCGGUCUAGUCAAACUGGCAUGCGAAUGCACUCCCGUGCAGGAUCGCUUUGUUGUCCUAUUCACUGCUGUCGAGAUUUUGAUUCGCAGUCCCAUCAUUGAGAAUGCUCUGCAGCAACAGAUCGUACUGGCUGUCAUUGUCGAGCAAAUCCUUGGCUCCAACAUCAACCUGAUAGGCUUAUCGGUCAUGGAUAUCCUCCUCGGCCUGGUUCAACAUAUCCUUCUGAUUCUACAGCUUGGUACCACUCAAACCAGCUUAAAUGGAUCUACCGAAAAGCCAAAGUCGCCUGUCAUGGAAGUUGUCAAGACUCCUUCUCCUGUCAGAGUCGACCUGCUUACUCACUUGCGUCAAUGCAUUGUCAAUCUUGCAAAGCAUGUAUACUACACUGAUCAAAUCGCGGACAUGGUUUCGGCCCUUCUCCUCCGCCUCAAGCCCGCCUCUCCUGGCUCCAACAUGCCAGUUGCUACCGCAAAUGCUAUCGAGGACCCCAAUGGUACUUCCAUGGAAUCCGCCGCUAGCAGUGGCUUAAAGGAAAGACCCAAUACUGAUGGCUUCUUCUCCUUCGACACUGCUCGAGAGGUUGCACUUGAUUCGGUCAAGCGCAUUCUCAUUGUUGCUAACAGCAACGAUCCUUCAGCCAAUGAAUCUACUAAGAACCAGAACCCAGUUCCAAUUGGAGUCUGGGAGGGAACUCAAUGGCUGCUGCGUGAUUCGUACCGCCCAGUCCGUGUUGCUUAUGUGGAUGCACUGUGUACAUGGCUUGACCUCGAGACUCGUGAUAAGGACUCAAAGAUCGAGGAAAAGAUUACUACUGAGAAGCAGAAGCGGGACAAUGUCAACGGUAACAACAUGGCUCGUAGAGCGGUAUCUAACGCUUCAGCACGUGGGCGUGGCGCUAGGAAGAGUCGCUCCUUCUUCUUGCAACUGCUCCACCUUGCCAUUUACGAAGACGCCGUGCAUCUUGCCGAUCGUCCCGAGGCUGAUCACGAAUUUCUGCUUUUGCACUACUUGCUUGCAUCCAUGGUUGCCAGACUCGGUAUCAACGCUAUGCGCUCUGGUCUGCCCAUGAUGUUCCGCUUGCAAGAAGAUAUUCAGGCCAUUGAGAACCCAAAAGCCAAGGUCAGACUUGGUAGUUUGGUGCAUGGUUACUUGUGGGCAGUUACUCACAAGUUCAACUUCGAGCAUUCCGUUGUCGGAAAUGAGAUCCAGACUGAGAUUGUACGCAGACAGCAAGCUGGCAUUUGGGUCCACGGUCUCCAGAUCCCGGCUGUGUCCUUGGCUAGAAUUGCAGAAGUGGCUGCCUCUGCUCCUACAAAGUUAACAGAGACUACCGUUGAGUCGCAGGCGCUGAAGCCCUUUGACCACCGCGAACAGCUGGUCGAGCGUAUCUCGGACACUUACGGUGCUAGCAUCGCUUCGCCUCCCGGUACACCUGGUAGUCCCGGACGCAGUUUCUCUUUGCCAGCUUUAAAUGUUGCCCCUAGCGACUUCCUGGCCGCACCUAGCCGAGCCACGGCCGACCUACCACAAUCUUGCAUGGACGAGCUUACAGCAGUCUGGACGAAAGAAGAACUCCUCGCAACCGUCGCAGCUGCAGCACCUAAGUCGACGUCGUUGAGCGGCUCGCGCGCUGGCACCACGUCUGCACACCCGUCAGGUACCAAUCUUGUAGCUCUAGGCGAUCAUCGUCGUUUGCUCGCCGCUGCCAACACCUUCCCAUACCAGAGUCCUCGCAGCACUUCCGAGACCUUUGGUAACGGAGGCACUUCUAGAUCUGGUCCUGCAAGGACUGGUACCAGUCACUCACAAGUCCGCAGCCGUCUCGUUAGUCGAAGCCCUGCAGGCCGCCGCCCCAGCAAUAGCACAUCUGGUCAUGGCGAUGGUGCCAGCAGCGCUACAAACUCAGGAGCCAUGCGUGUCGAGGAGCUGAAGCGCGUACUCGCUGGUCAAGCACCUCCUUCAUCUGCAAUGUCCAUGCAUCGGGCCGGCGCUGGUGACGACUCAGCCGAGAGCAUGAUGGAUGUCGAAGAUGGUGAACUUGAAGACGAUGCUAGCGACUAUAGNCCCCCACUCCUUCGUCCGGCUACCCAAGACGCUGCUCAGAAGUCACAAAACACAAUGCAACCGCCACCCGCACCUGCUCUUAGACUCAAUAGUGGCGAGGUUGUUACCAAUGGCAGUUUUUCUUCAGCACCUGUCUCUGAGAGAGGUCGCCAGGAUGGCUCAGUCAACAGACCCGCAAGCAGAAGAGUUGCCAGCAGGAGCUCUGCUAGAGGCUUUGGCGGUGCCGCCAGUACACAUGGUAAGAAAGAUCUCAGGGAUCUUUUGUCUUCGAUUGGUACUGAAGAAGAUGUCGAGGGUGGUGAAGGUGUCAGUAGAGCGCCAUAUUAG
This is a messenger RNA of Aureobasidium vineae, 3345 nucleotides long. NCBI's taxonomy places the organism in Eukaryota, Fungi, Ascomycota, Dothideomycetes, Dothideales, Saccotheciaceae. The record is from the annotation of a GenBank genome assembly.